Molecule: messenger RNA, 3521 nt
Organism: Epinephelus moara (kelp grouper)
Lineage: Eukaryota; Metazoa; Chordata; Actinopteri; Perciformes; Serranidae
Exons: 6
Coding region: 211-1167 (318 amino acids)
Source: RefSeq, a predicted model, not a curated record
GAAGUCAGACCAGUGGUGACCCUAGCACAUUUGGUGCCCUAGGCAAGCCUCUCCUCCUCUCGAUUCCAGUGUGUGUGUGCAUGGAGAACGUGAGUGAAUGAAAGUUGUAGGGAAGCAGCUGUGUAGGGUCAAUUUUAAUUAAUAUUUGUGGCAAAAGUAAUGAUAAAACAAAACUAGUGGAUGAAUGAGUAAAUAAAUAAAUAGGAAUGAAUGAGGGAGGAACAAACUUUCUAUAAUCUAUUUUGUUUUAAAGGUGUUUUCUUCCAGUUAUGGCUCCUCCAUGGCUUCACAGCUACCAGUUUGCCAAAUGUGGCGCGCAGUGGGAUAGCAUCUCAGUCAUCAACAUAUUUUUUAUCUAAUGCUUCAAAAGCAAUUGACGGGAAUAAAAACCCAGACCACUACGCUGGAUCCUGCAGCCAUACAGUCAGUGGACCAAGCCACUGGUGGAAUUUGCUCCUGCCGGCCGUGUACAGGAUCGCAUCUAUUAGCAUUACCAACAGAAAGCGGGUGGCUUACAGGAUCAAUAAUGCCAAGAUCCGGAUUGGGAAUUCCCAAGAGAACGGUGGCAGCAACAACCCAAUCUGUGCCGUUAUUCCGUCCAUCCCAAGUGGAGGUACCAGCACCUUCGACUGUGGAGGAAUGAUAGGUCGGUACGUCAGUGUGACUCUCGGUGGACAUCAAAGCAUGUUGUCAUUGUGUGAGGUGGAAGUGUAUGGAGAACUGGCUGCUCCUUUUCCCUCCUACAGUAAGGAGGUGAUGGGUAAGCAGAUCGUCGUGGUGAAGAAGAAGUUGUGUUGGUCGGAUGCCCUGUUUUAUUGCAGAGACUUCUACUGGGACCUGUUCAGCAUACGCAGUGAGGAGGAGCAGAGGAAUGUGGAACAAGUGCUAGGAAACACCACCUUUCCCCUCACCAAACAUGUUUGGUUGGGACUGCGCAGGUACCUGAUGGAUGGCAAGUGGUUUUGGAUGUCUGAUGACUCUGUGAACUACGCGUACUGGGAGACACAGUCCAUCUGGCAACUCACCAGUCCCUGUGGUGGCAUCAACACCAGCGGCCACUUUCGCUGGAGGGAUCUUCCCUGUGGAGAUCCCCUUUACUUCAUCUGUUUGGCAGGCACUCAAGCAUACGAAAAAAGAGUGGGCUUCUGGAGUAGCACCAGACAAUAAACACAUCGAAUACCAUGAAGAGAAACUCUGGUCUCACUCAGCUCACUUGUCUUCACUGCCCAAUCUGUAUAGCACUCCUGGCAAAUGUACCGUGGAAUUGUUGGCAAUUUUGGGGGCUUUGAUAAUACACAACAUCAGUAUACCAUUUCAUAACUACUUUAAUUUGAGGCAUAUCACAGUGCAACCACGAGAGUGCUUAUUUUACUCAUAACUUUCUCUGAAAGUCAAAAAAACUUGCUAUUCCGUAUUCAAAAUGUUAACAUUUAUCUCAUCAUGAAGACAAAACAGAUUUAUCACAUACUAAGUACAAGCUGUGCCUUUACUAUCCAAUUGUUCAAAGAAUUCACUAUCUUACAACAGAGCUUUGUUAAAUGGUAAGAUUAACUGAUAAAAUGUAACGUUUUAUUGAUCUGAUAGUUAAGUCAGGCUUCUCUUUGUUCUGUCUCUUCCUCAGAACUCUUACGAUAAGACAUGCCAAAUGGUGUUUGAGUCCUUUUGGUUUAUACAUAGGGGUUAUAAAUAAGUAGAGAUAGAUACAGAAUAUUUAAAUACAAUAUUUUUUAAUUAGCCCUGGAUAAAGCCAAAUUAUACCAAUAUUUACACCAAAGUAAUUUCUCAAGGAGUUGAAACACACAUCUAUACACUGUACAAAGCAUUACAUCUUUUUUUUUUUACCUUUUUACCAGAGGUAUGAGAGCUGAAGUGUAAGCAAUUAAUUAAACUGUGUGUUUAUCUGCUGUAAGCUGUAAAAGUAAGCAUGGCCUGACUAACUAAUUUAUAAACCUACAGUGGUCAGCCUUACUUCGUCUUACUUCUGCCUCCCGGACACAGACUGGCCAAUCAUAAAGUAGCAUCAGGCCGGUUCAGACCAGGGUCUGACAACAACACAGCUGUGCUCCAUUAACUCUAAUGCAAUCACUUACAGACUUCCUUCAUUUUCAGGGUGGUUUUGUGGAUUUGGAGCUAAAUGUUGUGCCUGGGGCACGUCGUGUAUUAAUGAUACUCGUUACCUGGAGAGGUUGGAAAAAGAUAUACGUUUCUUCCCUGUUCCAAAACCAAAAUCAAACCCUGAAAAGUGUAGGGUUAGCUAGCUAGCUACUGAAGAUAUAGCCUACUGAAUGUAAAGGGAAUGGAAACUUUUCAACCAGCUGUGUGUCACGGCAUUGUGUGCAGGUGAAUGUUAUUUGACUUCCCCCGGAGAUCCCUGCCCAUCCAGUGGUGAAGGUCUGGGUGCUGGCAGCGGCACGGGGGCGAAGCCAAACACCAUUCAUCUGCACACACUGUGAUCAUGCCACACAGCUGGUUCAAUAUCAGCAAAGUUUCCCUUAUACUCAUUGUCUUCUGUGGCGAUUAGCAGUGAUGUGGUGGUUCACUUUUACACUGUGAUCUGUAGCCUAUAGUUCGGCUUUAGCUUCUAACUAUCUUUGUCUUUUUAACCUGUUGUUGCUGCUGAGUCAGUUUGACAUCCUGGAUAUAUCCUUCAAACACAGACUGUAGGGAGACUGGGGUAAGUUGAGCAUAGGGGCAAGUUGAGCCGCCCCUUGUUGCUAGGAAACCGUAAAUAAGAUUGAGCAUGUGACCAAAUAUUUAGGAGGAAGGCAUCAUUUCAUGGAGUCUGUGAAGGUAAGAACCACAUGGGUUAAGUGGUUAGAGAUUUAUGUUCAAAAAAGCAUUUUCACUCAUGAAAGUGAAUUUAGUCUAUCAUAAGUUUCAUGGGGAUUGUGUUUAGACCAAAAUAGAUAAUUUUUGAUUUGUUUUAUACAUCAAUUGUGGUAUCUAUUAGCGACAAAAUGAGGUAGUACAGCUAGCAUGAAAGUGCACCAUUUUAGCUGUGGGGGCUAAUAAAGUCAAUAUGGUAGCUAUGGGGUAAGUUGAGCAAUUUGAACAGGGGUAAGUUGAGCCACCGGCUCACAGAGUUGGUGGCAUAGCAAGGAAGUCCCGGCAGUUUGUAUUCCCCUGCAACCUGGACCGGUGGAAUAUUUAGUAAAGGGGCAGGUGGGAUAUGGAUGGAGGGAGGAGUUUAGAGAGGAUGAAGGAGGGCAUAUAGAGGAAGGAUGAUGAGAGAAUGAGAGUUUUGGUUCGGUAUGCUCAAAUGUGUUAAUAAACAAGUUCAAAUGAUUAUAAUACCUUAAUUUCCACAACUGGCGCUCCAAACUAGGAUUCACAUCUACGGAUUUAGUUCAGUGUUUUUUUUCCAAAAACACAGCUGUUAAGGUUCUCUCUCUGAGCGCGCUUUGAGGCAUUCUCAGGCCUAUGUUAAAAUGUUUUAAAGUUGUUAUAUGCAAUGAUAAUUUUAAAAAAGAUUAGUACCUGUUGAAUUGUGUGUUAUAAAUAAAAAUACGCAUGGAUUUGAA